UCUCAAACACUCAGAGAACCAGGAAGUAACUCCUCAUUUCAGUGAAAACAAAACUGAUCUCUUUCUCUUUCUCAGUGUGUGAGUUCAGGAAAAUGGCUGAAGCCAGUAUUUCAGCAGAUCAAUUUUCAGUGGACCAGUUCAGCUGUCCAGUCUGUCUGGAUCUCCUGAAGGAUCCGGUGACUAUCCACUGUGGUCACAGUUUCUGUAAGGUGUGUAUUAAUGGCUGCUGGGAUCAGGAGGAUCAGAAGGGCGUCUACAGCUGUCCUCAGUGCAGAGACACUUUCACUCCAAGGCCUGUUCUACGCAGAAACAACAUGUUGGCUGACGUGGUGGAGAAACUGAAGAAGACUGAACUCCAAGCUGCUUCUCCUGCUCACUGUUACGCUGGACCCGGAGAUGUGGAGUGUGAUUUCUGCACUGGGAGAAAACGCAAAGCCAUCAAGACCUGUCUGAUAUGUUUGACUUCAUUUUGUGAAAGUCACCUGAAACCUCAUCUGGAAAUUUCUGGUUUAAAGAAACACACAUUAAUUGAAGCUUCAGCAAAACUACAAGAGAAGAUCUGCUCUGAACAUAACAAGCUGAUCAAGAUCUACUGUCGUACUGAUCAAACCUGGAUUUGUUAUUUGUGUACGAUGGAUAAUCACAAAGGUCACGACACUGUCACAGCCGCAGCAGAAAGAGCUGAGAAACAGCGUAAGUUAAAGGAGGAGCAGAAGAAAUCCCAGCAGAGAAUAAAGGAGAAGCAGAAGAAGGUGCAGGAGCUGAAACAGGCUGUGAACACUAUAAAGCUGAGUGCACAGACAGCAGUGGAGGACAGUGAAAGGAUCUUUACUGAGCUGAUCAGCUCCAUGGAGAAAAAGCACUCGGAGGUGACGGAGCUGAUUAGAGCUCAGGAGAAGGCUGAACUGAGUCAAGCUGAACGACUCCUGGAGCAACUGGAGCAGGAGAUUGCUGAUCUUCAGAGGAGAGUCACUGAGCUGGAGCAGCUUUCACACACACACGAUCACAUCCAGUUCCUCCAGCUCUCUGUAGCUUCUGGACGUCAGUCUCCCCCACUACAUAGACCAGACUUUCACACAUCCAGCAUCACUGUCCAUCAACAUCUCUCAUUUGAUGGAGUGAGAAAUUCUCUCUCAGAUCUGAAAAAGAGACUCGAGGAAUUCUGUGAGGAGGAAUUCAACAAAAUCCCUUCACAUGCUGCGGCAGUUCAGAUCAUUGCACCACCAGAGCCACAGAGCAGAGAAGAUUUUCUGAAAUAUUUCUGUUAUCUGACUCUGGAUCCCAACACGGCACAUCGUAACCUCAUUCCGUCUGAGAAGAACAGAGCGGUGAGACGCAGUGAGAGAGAGCAGCAGUACUCUGAUCAUCCAGAGAGAUUUGAUUACUGGUAUCAGGUGUUGUGUAAGGAGAGUGUGUGUGGACGCUGUUACUGGGAGGUGGAGUGGAGCGGUGAUGGUGUGUCCGUAUCAGUCUCAUAUAAAGACAUCAGCAGGAAAGGACGGGGUAAUGAGUGUGUGUUUGGACUCAACAAUCAGUCCUGGAGUCUGCAGUAUUCUUCUUCUUCUUCUCCUCUCUGUUUCUAUCACAACAACAUUAAGACUAAACUCAGAGUUCCAUCAUCCCCCAGAAUAGGAGUGUAUGUGGAUCACAGUGCAGGAACUCUGUCCUUCUACAGCGUCUCUGACACGAUGAAGCUCCUCCACAGAGUCCACACCACAUUCACUCAGCCUCUAUAUGCUGGGUUUGGGUUCUACUGGAGGUUUGGGUUCUCCUUGUUUUCUACUGUGAGAUUGUGUGAUCCAAAAUAAAGUGUGUAGUGUUUUAUGUAAAAUUAAAAAAUUAAAAAGGAAAUGUUAAAAAUGAACUGUCAGUCCAGAAACUAGUAAAAUUUCAGGAGAAAAGGAUGGAGGAGUGAGAAGUGCAGCGCGCGAGCUGUGUGAGUUGUGCUGAAAUCGGUGACGCAGAGAAAUCUGUGACUAGAGGUCACUGUUCAGUAAAUGUUCAAGAUUGCAGCUUCUGUCUUUUCUGUUUGUGUUUUAUGAUUGUGAUUGUUAAUUAAACGAUGUGUACUCCA
This is a messenger RNA of Pangasianodon hypophthalmus (striped catfish), 2074 nucleotides long. Its product is annotated as tripartite motif-containing protein 16-like. Gene Ontology annotation, molecular function: protein binding; zinc ion binding. The record is from RefSeq and is a predicted model, not a curated record. The coding region runs from base 93 to 1808 and encodes 571 amino acids. The transcript is spliced from 6 exons. NCBI's taxonomy places the organism in Eukaryota, Metazoa, Chordata, Actinopteri, Siluriformes, Pangasiidae.